CGUCCCAUUGACCUAGCUACCCAACACGAACAUGCCACCCCAAAUCAAACAGGAUCUCAAUCGGUCAGGAUGGGAGACCACCGACUUCCCAUCAGUCUGCGAAAACUGCCUCCCUGAGAACCCAUACGUGCAGAUGCUCAAGGAGGAUUAUGGCGCCGAAUGCAAGAUCUGCACCCGCCCUUUCACCAUCUUCCGCUGGAAAGCCGACCGGACGGCCCGCACCAAGCGCACGAAUAUUUGCCUUACCUGCGCCCGGUUAAAGAACUGCUGCCAAUGCUGCAUGCUCGAUUUGUCGUUCGGUUUACCCAUUGUGGUCCGCGAUGCCGCGCUGAAGAUGGUGGCGCCCGGUCCGCAGAGCUCGAUCAACCGUGAAUACUACGCACAGGGCCACGAGAAAGAGAUUGAGGAAGGACGGGGUGCUGUGGAGGAAUACGAAAAGACUGAUGAGAAAGCUCGCGAGUUGCUGCGAAGGCUCGCCAACAGCGAACCUUACUAUAGGAAGCCGAGGCAGCUGGAGGCGCCGGAGGAAGAUGGAGAGACGCAAGGCCCAUCAGAUGCUACGGUGGUCAGGAGCCGUUAUGGUAACGGGCCAGGGCCGGUACGAACAAGUGAGAGCAGAAGAGGUACACCACUACCUGGGCGGGGUCGAGGAGGUGUGCGCGGCGGGCGACCAUUCCCUGGUACCGCGCAGCUUCCGCCAUCGCAGGCAGAUAUACUCCCACCCGCUGACCCCAACAUUACUUCUCUUUUCGUUACCGGUGUUGAGGACGAUCUCCCCGAGCACGCUUUACGAUCAUUCUUUGUGCAGUUUGGUCAGCUCCGGUCUCUCGUCUGUUCGCAUCGCGCUCAUUGCGCCUUUAUCAACUACGCCGCCCGUGAAUCCGCCGAAGCGGCCGCUAAACAUUGCCAAGGCAAAGCUGUUGUCCAGGGUUGUCCUCUUCGAGUUCGGUGGGGUAAGCCCAAGGCGUUGGAUAACAUGGACCGGGAGGAGCGAUUAAAGUAUGCUCGUGAGGGUCGGCAGGCUGUGGGGUCUUUGGGGAACGCCGAUCAAGGGACGAAGGCCAUCACGGCGGGUACUGAGAAGGAACAAAUACCCCGUCAAGUGGCUGUUGCUCCUCCUCCUGGCAGUGGGGAAGUUCAGUACUCGAGUAUGUCUGGUGAUUAGAUAUUUCUAUGUAGGGACGUUAUGGGUCCAGGCUCUUGGAGCUUCAUGUUAUUAAGCGGGCGUUUGUAUG
Messenger RNA from Aspergillus nidulans FGSC A4, 1235 nucleotides. RefSeq names its product protein slt11 (gene slt11). Gene Ontology annotation, molecular function: nucleic acid binding; RNA binding. The record is from RefSeq and is a predicted model, not a curated record. Lineage: Eukaryota; Fungi; Ascomycota; Eurotiomycetes; Eurotiales; Aspergillaceae. The transcript has a single exon. Bases 32 to 1165 code for a protein of 377 amino acids. Gene Ontology annotation, cellular component: spliceosomal complex; Prp19 complex; nucleus.